Molecule: messenger RNA, 1005 nt
Organism: Colletotrichum truncatum
Lineage: Eukaryota; Fungi; Ascomycota; Sordariomycetes; Glomerellales; Glomerellaceae
Source: RefSeq, a predicted model, not a curated record
AUGGCCCCAAUGGCGAGACCAAAGGCUAUCUUCCAAAACCCUUCCCUUGGAAAUGUAUCAGACGAAAAUGACAACGUAGCUCGGGUAUUUGUUGGCAGAGGCGAGAAGAUGAAGGAGUUCCGCGUCAACAAGAAGAUGCUCAGCAAUGUUGCCCCUUUCUUCGAGGAGCAGCUAGAUGCUACGCCGGCCGGCAUCGUCAAGACGUCCGGCAAGCCCGUGCCAGUAUGGCUGCCCCAACAAAACUCAACCAUCCGCCUCCCGAACGAAUCCGCCUCCAUGUUCGAGCUCUUCGUCGUCUGGCUGCACCAGCGUGACGGCUUCCGCCGCCACCUCGACGAGAUGAUCACACUCGUCAGUGACGCCCCUGGCGUGCCGUGCCAGCGUCUGCACUGGGCUCUGGUCCGCCUCCACAUCUUUGCUGCUCGUCUCGACCUGCAUCACCUGCAGGACUUGGCCAUCGAUGGCAUUCAAGACAUAUACCUCCGCUGCGACUGGGACGUCAACCCUUCGUUCGUCGAUUACGUUUACGGGCAGUGUGACGCACAGGCAGCGAUGAGACUUCGGCGGUGGACGGUGGCGAUGGUGGCGUGGUCGGUCGCGGGCGGUUCGACAUCGAUCGUAAAGGAUGACGGCGGGCUCGAGAGGUUCCAGGAAAUGUUUGAGCGUUUUCCGGACUUCACCACCGACUACACGUCGCACCUCCGCAAGAUGAAGUCAAGCAAGCUCGACACGCGCAUCAAGAACCCUCAACUCCGCAUCCCGGCCAACAAGCUCCGUAACGAGGAGCGACAGUUUGGCUUCCGACAGUGCUCGUUCCACAGCCACCGGGCCGCCGUCGGCGAGCGCAGGUGCCCCCAUACCACCGCCAGCAGGGAGCUGGAUAACUUCCUCCUGGUGCCGUUGGUCAUGGAGGUGGCGCCGCAGCCGUCUCGCAUCACUUCUCGUCGGGACGUAUCACAACACCUGCGCCAAAAGGCGAUGGCUCAUACAGCGCAGGCGUGUUAG